Molecule: messenger RNA, 1297 nt
Organism: Musca vetustissima
Lineage: Eukaryota; Metazoa; Arthropoda; Insecta; Diptera; Muscidae
Product: lysophosphatidylserine lipase ABHD12
Exons: 5
Coding region: 19-1263 (414 amino acids)
Biological process (GO): phosphatidylserine catabolic process; monoacylglycerol catabolic process
Cellular component (GO): endoplasmic reticulum membrane
Molecular function (GO): monoacylglycerol lipase activity; phosphatidylcholine lysophospholipase A1 activity
Source: RefSeq, a predicted model, not a curated record
AAAAAGAAAUUCAACGCCAUGUACGAAAGCUAUAAUUUUCUAAAUUCACUUUUUCGCGCCACAAUCAUUCCUGGACUAUUUGUUAUAGUUUGGCUAACUGGGUUAAUCUCUUUAGUGACGGUACAAGUAUGCCUAUUGGCAUUCUCAUUAGUAUUCAUAGUAUUUCCACUGGUAUUUCGAUAUUCGGUAACGCUACAAAGAGGCAUCUUAUUUUUAACAUUCAUAACAUAUCCCAGAGAUCUCGAUUUAAGUAAUCCUGCUAGUGUGGGCCUAUAUGCCUCACGUAGUUUUCACCUGAAUGUACCCGAUGCUGAUGUCGAAGACGAAAAUUCGGAAAAGAAACGUUAUGUGCGGAUUGGAUUGUGGCAUGUCUUGCCAAAACAUGUGGCCAAACGUUUCACCAAGGAAUUGCAGUUAAGUGAGGAAGCCAAAGAGGAUCUACAAAACAUUACCGAGGUGUCAGAUGAACACCUAGAUAAAUUGGAAACUACCCUCAAAUCAUCAUUCCCCAUUGUGAAUUCAGAAAAUGAACAACUUUUCUAUGAACAGUUGUUGAAGGUACCAGGAAAUACAAUUGUUCUAUAUCUACAUGGCAAUACGGCAUCACGAGGAUCUGGACAUCGUUUAGAUGUUUAUAAAUUAUUGCGAAAAUUAGGAUAUCAUGUCAUUUCAUUUGAUUAUCGAGGCUAUGGUGAUUCAGAUCCGAUAUCGCCCACUGAAGAGGGUGUUGUUCGUGAUGCAAUGGCUGUCUACAAUUAUAUACGAAAUUUAACAUCUAAUCCAGUAUUUAUAUGGGGUCAUUCGUUAGGCACUGGUGUUGCAACAAAUAUGUUGUCACAAUUGAAUUAUCUGAAUGACAAGGGUAUUAAAGGUGUCAUUUUGGAGGCACCAUUUACAAAUAUUAAAGAUGAAAUACGUAUGCAUCCAUUUGCAAGGCCCUUCAAACAUUUACCCUGGUUCGAUCACACAAUUGCCCGACCAAUGUAUUUAAAUUCGUUGCGAUUUGAAUCGGAUCAACACAUUAGUGAAUUCCGUCAACCGAUAAUGAUUUUACAUGCCGAGGAUGAUUAUGUAGUACCCUUUCAAUUGGGCUACAAGUUAUAUCGUAUUGCAUUGGAUACACGUGGCAAAUCUUGGGGUCCCGUCGAAUUUCAUCGUUUCGAGGGGUCACGGAAAUAUGGUCAUAAAUAUAUUUGCUAUGCACCCGAAUUACCCGAUCUUAUUCAGAAUUUUAUUAACAAUUAUAUUAAGGAUAUUUUCUAAAUACAAGAAAAGGAAAUAAACGGAUCUCAGCUGG